Molecule: messenger RNA, 8362 nt
Organism: Cynocephalus volans (Philippine flying lemur)
Lineage: Eukaryota; Metazoa; Chordata; Mammalia; Dermoptera; Cynocephalidae
Gene: SCN4A
Product: sodium voltage-gated channel alpha subunit 4
Exons: 26
Coding region: 630-6083 (1817 amino acids)
Biological process (GO): neuronal action potential; membrane depolarization during action potential; sodium ion transmembrane transport
Cellular component (GO): axon; voltage-gated sodium channel complex; plasma membrane
Molecular function (GO): voltage-gated sodium channel activity; protein binding
Source: RefSeq, a predicted model, not a curated record
GAUUGGCCCAGUCCUCAGGUUUCACUCAUGACCCUGUGACAUCAGCAGCAGCAGCUGUCCCCGCCGGCCCGGCCCCCCGGCCAAGUCCCCCAGAGUUCCAGCCCCAGCCUGAGGUGGGCACGGCGCUCUGGGCUUCUCAGCAACCGCUCUGCUCCCGUCCAACAGGAACAGGCUCGGGAGGGCUGGGCAGAAGAGGAGAGGUGCCAGUAGAGGCCCAAGUGCUGGCCUAGGAGACAGUCCACACCGUGAUCACAGGCUUCAAAGGUCCCCGGCUGAAGCCACACAGUUCCUGAAGCUUGGGCCCAGGAGGUGGUUGAGGUCACUGAGACAUUGGCCCCAAGUCCCAAGGCCGAAGAGGAUCUGGCUGGUUGGCUGUCAGUCCUGAGGGUGGCUCACCCCACUGCUGGGGAGAGUGUGGCGUGGGGCUGGGGGUGAUGCUCUGUGCCCAGCCCCCACGGAGCAGCAGCACCCAGGCCUUGCAGGCACAUCUCCCAAUCCCCCCAUCAAGCAGGAGGUGAGGAGUGGGCAGUAGGCCCAGGGCUGGGUAACUACCCAGCACCCCGGAGCUGCAGGCUGCAGCUGCCCCGGCCGCCCACCACCCUCCUGGCCCCUGAGCCCAGGAUGCAAGAAUGGCUAGGCCAUCUCUGCCCACCCUGGUGCCUCUGGGCCCUGAGUGCCUGCGCCCCUUCACCCGGGAGUCCCUGGCAGCCAUAGAACGAAGGGCAGUGGAGGAGGAGGCCCGGCAGCAGCGGAACAAGCAGAUGGAGAUCGAGGAGCCUGAACGGAAGCCACACAGGGAUCUGGAAGCCGGCAAGAGCCUGCCCCUUAUCUAUGGGGACCCCCCGCCGGAGGUUAUCAGCACCCCCCUGGAGGACCUGGACCCCUACUACAGUGACAAGAAGACCUUCAUCGUGCUCAACAAGGGCAAGGCCAUCUUCCGCUUCUCUGCCACGCCCGCCCUCUACAUGCUGAGCCCCUUCAGUGUCAUCAGGCGCGGUGCCAUCAAGGUGCUCAUCCACUCGCUAUUCAGCAUGUUCAUCAUGAUCACCAUCUUGACCAACUGUGUGUUCAUGACCAUGAGCAACCCACCUGCCUGGUCCAAGAACGUGGAGUACACCUUCACAGGGAUCUACACCUUUGAGUCCCUCAUCAAGAUCCUGGCCCGAGGCUUCUGCAUUGAUGACUUCACAUUCCUCCGGGACCCCUGGAACUGGCUGGACUUCAGUGUCAUCAUGAUGGCGUACCUGACAGAGUUUGUGGAUUUGGGCAACAUCUCAGCCCUGAGGACAUUUCGCGUGCUGCGGGCCCUGAAAACCAUCACGGUCAUCCCAGGGCUGAAGACGAUUGUAGGGGCCCUGAUCCAGUCCGUGAAAAAGCUGUCGGAUGUGAUGAUCCUCACCGUCUUCUGCCUGAGCGUCUUUGCCCUGGUGGGCCUGCAGCUCUUCAUGGGAAACUUGCGGCAGAAGUGUGUGCGCUGGCCCCCACCCUUCAAUGACACCAACACCACAUCGUACAUCAAUGACACGUGGUACGGCAACGACACGUGGAACAGCCAUGAGCACUGGGCCGGCAACUACACCUUUGAUUGGGAUGCCUACAUUAGUGACGAAGGGAACUUCUAUUUCCUGGAGGGCUCCAAUGAUGCCCUGCUCUGUGGGAACAGCAGUGAUGCUGGGCACUGCCCCGAGGGUUAUGAGUGCAUCAAGACCGGGCGGAACCCCAACUACGGCUACACCAGCUACGACACCUUCAGCUGGGCCUUCCUAGCUCUCUUCCGUCUCAUGACACAGGACUACUGGGAGAACCUCUUCCAGCUGACCCUUCGAGCAGCCGGCAAGACCUACAUGAUCUUCUUCGUGGUCAUCAUUUUCUUGGGCUCCUUCUACCUCAUCAAUCUGAUCCUGGCGGUAGUGGCCAUGGCAUACGCUGAGCAGAACGAGGCCACCCUGGCAGAGGAUCAGGAGAAAGAGGAGGAGUUCCAGCAGAUGCUCGAGAAGUUCAAAAAGCAUCAGGAGGAGCUGGAGAAGGCCAAGGCCGCCCAGGCUCUGGAAGGUGGGGAGGCAGACGGGGACCCAGCCCACGGCAAAGACUGUAAUGGCAGCCUGGAUACAUCGCCGGGGGAGAAGGGGCCCCCGAGACAGAGCUGCAGCGCAGACAGUGCCAUCUCAGACGCCAUGGAAGAGCUGGAAGAGGCCCACCAGAAGUGCCCACCAUGGUGGUACAAGUGCGCCCACAAAGUGCUCAUAUGGAACUGCUGCGCCCCCUGGCUGAAGUUCAAGCACAUCAUCCACUUGAUCGUCAUGGACCCCUUCGUGGACCUGGGCAUCACCAUUUGCAUCGUGCUCAACACCCUCUUCAUGGCCAUGGAACAUUACCCCAUGACCGAGCACUUUGACAAUGUGCUCACCGUGGGCAAUCUGGUCUUCACGGGCAUCUUCACAGCAGAGAUGGUACUGAAGAUCAUCGCCAUGGACCCCUAUGAGUAUUUCCAGCAGGGCUGGAACAUCUUCGACAGUAUCAUCGUCACCCUCAGCCUGGUGGAGCUGGGCCUGGCCAACGUGCAGGGGCUGUCCGUGCUCCGCUCCUUCCGUCUGCUGCGGGUCUUCAAGCUGGCCAAGUCGUGGCCCACGCUAAACAUGCUCAUCAAGAUCAUCGGGAACUCGGUGGGGGCGCUGGGCAACCUGACGCUGGUGCUGGCCAUCAUUGUGUUCAUCUUCGCCGUGGUGGGCAUGCAGCUGUUCGGCAAGAGCUACAAGGAGUGCGUGUGCAAGAUCUCCGCGGACUGCAGCCUGCCGCGCUGGCACAUGUACGACUUCUUCCAUUCCUUCCUCAUCGUCUUCCGCAUCCUGUGCGGGGAGUGGAUCGAGACCAUGUGGGAUUGCAUGGAAGUGGCCGGCCAGCCCUUGUGCCUCACUGUCUUCCUCAUGGUCAUGGUCAUCGGCAACCUUGUGGUCCUCAACCUGUUCCUGGCUCUGCUGCUGAGCUCCUUCAGUGCUGACAGCCUGGCGGCCUCAGACGAGGACGGUGAGAUGAACAACCUACAGAUUGCCAUCGGACGCAUCAAGUGGGGCAUCGGCUUUGCCAAGGCCUUCCUCCUGGGGCUGCUGCACGGCAAGAUCCUGAGCCCCAAGGAAAUAAUGCUCAGCCUCGGGGAGCCUGGGGGUGCCAAGGAGACUGAAGAGGCCGGGGAGAGUGCCCCCGAGGACGAGAAGAAGGAGCCACCACCCGACGAGGGUGACCAGGACCUGAAAAAGGACAAUCACAUCCUGAACCACGUAGGCCUGGCUGAUGGCCCUCCCUCCAGCAUCGAGCUGGACCACCUCGACUUCAUCAACAACCCGUACUUGACCAUCCAGGUGCCCAUCGCCUCCGAGGAGUCCGAUCUAGAGAUGCCCACGGAGGAGGAGACCGACACCUUCUCAGAGCCUGAGGACAGCAAGAAGCCGCCGCAGCCCCUCUACGAUGGAAACUCCUCCGUCUGCAGCACAGCCGACUACAAGCCCCCCGAGGAGGACCCCGAGGAGCAGGCCGAGGAGAACCCCGAGGGGGAGCAGCCUGAAGAGUGCUUCACCGAGGCCUGUGUGCAGCGCUGCCCCUGCCUCUACGUGGACAUCUCCCAGGGCCGGGGGAGGAUGUGGUGGACCCUCCGCAAGGCCUGCUUCAAGAUUGUCGAGCACAACUGGUUUGAGACCUUCAUUGUCUUCAUGAUUCUGCUCAGCAGUGGAGCCCUGGCCUUCGAGGACAUCUACAUCGAGCAGCGGCGGGUGAUCCGCACCAUCCUGGAGUACGCCGACAAGGUCUUCACCUACGUCUUCAUCCUGGAGAUGCUGCUCAAGUGGGUGGCCUACGGCUUCAAGGUGUACUUCACCAACGCCUGGUGCUGGCUCGACUUCCUCAUCGUGGACGUCUCCAUCAUCAGCCUGGUGGCCAACUGGCUGGGCUACUCAGAGCUCGGACCCAUCAAAUCCCUGCGGACGCUGCGGGCACUGCGUCCCCUAAGGGCACUGUCCCGAUUUGAGGGCAUGAGGGUGGUGGUGAACGCCCUCCUGGGAGCCAUCCCCUCCAUCAUGAACGUGCUGCUCGUCUGCCUCAUCUUCUGGCUCAUCUUCAGCAUCAUGGGCGUCAACUUGUUCGCCGGCAAGUUCUACCACUGCAUCAACACCACCACCUCCGAGAGGUUCGACAUCUCUGAGGUCAACAACAAGUCCGAGUGCGAGAGCCUCAUGCACACAGGCCAGGUCCGCUGGCUCAACGUCAAGGUCAACUACGACAACGUGGGUCUGGGCUACCUCUCCCUCCUGCAGGUGGCCACCUUCAAGGGCUGGAUGGACAUCAUGUAUGCAGCCGUGGACUCCCGGGAGAAGGAGGAGCAGCCGCAGUACGAGGUGAACCUCUACAUGUACCUGUACUUCGUCAUCUUCAUCAUCUUCGGCUCCUUCUUCACCCUCAACCUCUUCAUCGGCGUCAUCAUCGACAACUUCAACCAGCAGAAGAAGAAGUUUGGAGGGAAAGACAUCUUCAUGACAGAGGAACAGAAGAAAUACUAUAACGCCAUGAAGAAGCUUGGCUCCAAGAAGCCUCAGAAGCCAAUUCCCCGGCCCCAGAACAAGAUCCAGGGCAUGGUGUACGACUUGGUGACAAAGCAGGCAUUUGACAUCACCAUCAUGAUCCUUAUCUGCCUCAACAUGGUCACCAUGAUGGUGGAGACGGACGACCAGAGCCAGCUCAAGGUGGACAUCCUGUACAACAUCAACAUGGUCUUCAUCAUCAUCUUCACGGGCGAGUGCUUGCUCAAGAUGCUUGCCCUGCGCCAGUAUUACUUCACCGUCGGCUGGAACGUCUUUGACUUUGUGGUUGUCAUCCUGUCCAUUGUGGGCCUGGCGCUCUCUGACCUGAUCCAGAAAUACUUCGUGUCACCCACACUGUUCCGUGUGAUCCGCCUGGCACGGAUCGGGCGUGUCCUGCGGCUGAUCCGCGGGGCCAAGGGCAUCCGGACGCUGCUGUUCGCCCUCAUGAUGUCGCUGCCCGCCCUCUUCAACAUCGGCCUCCUCCUCUUCCUGGUCAUGUUCAUCUACUCCAUCUUCGGCAUGUCCAACUUUGCCUACGUCAAGAAGGAGUCGGGCAUCGAUGACAUGUUCAACUUUGAGACCUUCGGCAACAGCAUCAUCUGCCUCUUCGAGAUCACCACGUCGGCUGGCUGGGACGGGCUCCUCAACCCCAUCCUCAACAGCGGGCCCCCGGACUGCGACCCCACGCUGGAGAACCCGGGCAGCAGCGUCAGGGGUGACUGCGGCAACCCGUCCAUCGGCAUCUGCUUCUUCUGCAGCUACAUCAUCAUCUCCUUCCUCAUCGUGGUCAACAUGUACAUCGCCAUCAUCCUGGAGAACUUCAACGUGGCCACAGAGGAGAGCAGCGAGCCCCUCAGCGAGGACGACUUCGAGAUGUUCUACGAGACGUGGGAGAAGUUUGACCCCGACGCCACGCAGUUCAUCGCCUACAGCCUCCUCUCGGACUUCGUGGACACCCUGCAGGAGCCGCUGCGGAUCGCCAAGCCCAACAAAAUCAAGCUCAUCACGCUGGACCUGCCCAUGGUGCCAGGGGACAAGAUCCACUGCCUGGACAUCCUCUUUGCCCUGACCAAGGAGGUGCUGGGCGACUCUGGGGAGAUGGACACCCUCAAGCAGACCAUGGAGGAGAAGUUCAUGGCGGCCAACCCCUCCAAGGUCUCCUACGAGCCCAUCACCACCACCCUCAAGAGGAAGCACGAGGAGGUGUGUGCCAUCAAGAUCCAGAGGGCCUACCGCCGGCACCUGCUCCAGCGCUCCGUGAAGCAGGCGUCCUACAUGUACCGCCACAGCGGGGACAGCGGCGGGGACGGCGCCCCCGAGAAAGAGGGGCUGAUCGCCAGCACCAUGAGCAAGAUGUAUGGCCACGGGAACGGGAACAGCAGUGCGCAGAGCGAGGCGGGGGACUCUGGGCCUGCCAUGGGGCUCAUGCCCAUUGGCCCCUCAGACACUGCCCUGCCUCCUGCCCCACCACUGGGGCAGACAGUGCGCCCAGGGGUCAAAGAGUCUCUUGUCUAGCAGGCAGCAUCGAGGUGGCCAGCUGCACCUUGGCACAGCCCCGAGCUGCCCUGUGGUGCCUGUGCACUGAUGAGGGCACGGGGCUUUGAGUUUGGGACUGCCUCCAGCCCCCUCAUGUGGGACAGGAUUUGGCCACUCUGGGGCUGACACCCAGGCCUGGGCACCUGCCUCCCAGGCCAUGAGAAAUGGGAGUUGUGCCCAGGGCUCCACGCUGAGCCUGAGGCCCUGCCUCCAUGGUCUUGCCUUCAAGUUGCUGUUACCCGCUCUUGGGCCCUGCCGCCCCUCAUCUUGGCCUGGGGGAGGUCAGAACUUCAGAAUCUCUGCCCCCCACUUGGCAAGGAGCCGGCUUACAAUGGAGGGACUGGCUGCCCUCCUGUCCCCAGAGUCUUAAGGGCUACUGGCCUCUCCCCAGGAAGUGGCUCAGGCCUGCCAGCCCCAGCCCGGACAAAGAUGUCUUAACCUCAGGGAGUGCAGACACCUGACCCCACAGCACUGCCAGCCCUCCCCGCUGACUCGAGGGUGCAGCUUCACCCUGCCAGCUCAGGAAUUCCCUGGAAAAGGGAAAUGUCACUCGUCCAGAAGUAGCUCCGCAAACCUGAUUGGUCACUGGAUCCUGGUGCGUCGGGCUGGGAUUUUGACUCCUGACACAUUUUCCCGGGCUGGGCUGUGUCCAGGUCCACGGCUCCCCUGGCUGGCCCUUAGGGGAAGAGCAGGAGGAAGAAUUCCAUUUGGAAACUCUUUUUCUAGGAAGCCUGCAUGGAUGGUACGGACUGGGUGCUGCCAGCUGGACCACUGCCUGGGCCCGAGCAUCAGACCUGGGGUGGGGUCAGGGACCCCGAGGCUCAGUGAAAAGAUGAUCUGUGCUUCCUUCGCCCCUUCCUUGCUCCUCCACUUGCACCACCAGAGCUCUCUGUAGCCCUGCCCAGCCUCAGAGAUCUCCCUCUGCUCAUCUCUCCCCAUGCCCAUCUCUUCCUCCCUCCUCACCAUUUUUUCCCUCCUCCUCAAUGUGAUCCUAAGAAUGUUAUGGUUGAGCUCAGGUUAGAGAUUUCAAAACUAGAGCACACAGCAGGGAAGUCUCGCCCAGCUGGGGCUCAACCCUCCCACUUCCUGCUGCCUGGAAAGGCAGGUGGUACUUCUGCUGACACCGCUGAUCUGGGCACAGCCAAUCUGGGCAUGGCAGUGCCAGGCCUCUGCUGGCUCCUGGAGAGCAGAGGCCCAGCAUGGGAGAGGGGGUGAGGGACCUGCUCAGGGGUCACUGGGUUAUUCACUUGUGUGCAUACCUGUGGGACUGUGUGUCUGUUUGUAGGCCUGUGCAUGUGUGUGUUCAAGUGUAUGACCAUAUGUGUGUGAACCAUUGUGUCCUGGUGCCUGCAUAUGCAUGUGUGUCUGAGUAUCUUUGUGUUUGUGUGUGUCAGUGUGCCCUGGCAUGUCUGAAGGUCCAUAUGAGUGCAGCUGGUGCGUGUGUAUCUUCUGUGCAGGACUGUUCGCGUGAGGGGGCCUGUAUGUGCAAGAGCGGACCUGUGCUGUGCAUGCGUGGACGAGUGUGAACACCUGUGGUAAGGUUUUCACUGGGAGCCUAAGUUCCUCUUCUUUCUCUUCUUGUUUCUCAUGAACAGUUUGAUUAAAACUCAGGAAGCAGCAAAGCCUUCAAAACAAGAUGUGUGUGUGUGUGCGUGUGUGCGUGUGCGCGCGCGCGUGUUUGUGUGGUGUGUGUGUGUGUGCGUGUGUGCAAGCUCACACGUGUGUGCCCACAGGCCAGAGUCCUCCUUGUUGUCCACCCUGCUCUCCCCCACCCCAUCCUGCCUGGGCAUCCCUCUCUCUCUCCCAUGGGUUCUUUUCCCCUUUCUGUCUCUUGUCAUCAUGCCGUGGUCUCAGCCGUGCUCCCUGUCUCCCACCUGUGUCUUCUCUGUGGAAGGAGGCCUCGACUCCUUCCAUCCCUUCCUGCGGCAAUUCUCUCUCCCUUUGGAAGGUUCAUCUGAUAGGGGCUCAGCCUCCCCCUGCCCAGCACCCUGCCCCUCUGCCCUUCCCUCCUGGGCCCUGGCUGGGCACGAUCCCCGGAGCCUCAGAAACUUGUUGGCUUGGAUAUUCUCCACGGACUGUGUGCAGAUUGCAGAGGAAGAGUAGAGGAGCAGAGUCCAGCCUUUCCCUGCCUGUGGCCCCCUCCCCUGCAAACCGACGCCCAUUCCUGCCUUGUCCAGGUGGGAGCCAACCCCGAGCCAGGCCAGCAGAUGGGCCCCUUUGUACAGUUCUUACAAUAAACCGUCCCCUGAUGCCUCUGA